CAGCGUUUGGCUCCCACUUUUUGGUGGGGAAAGAAGACUUGAAAAUUUCAAGUUGAAAAUUUCAAGUUGAAAUUCGCACGAGAGAAAGAAAAAUAAAAAAACUUGGAAAUUAAAAUUUGUAAAUCAAGAUUUUCUGACACAGGCCAAAUCAGGAAAAGUCGUCUUACUUAUCUGAACAUGGGUAACUGGCAAUUAGAAGUUUUCAAGCUCGGCUUAUUCGUGUCCUUCCCCGUUGGAAUGUUUUACUUUUACAAUCAAGCCCAAUACUUUGAAGACUGGGUGAUAAAGAUGAAACGGGAACUUUAUCCACCCGACGAUCUCACAUGCAGGCAAGAAUUGCAAGAUUUUAUCAAAGAAAUGAGGCAGAAACAACAGUCGGAAUUGAUCGCGAAAAUGCAGGCUGAAAUGGAUCAAAGUACGAGGCCUUUUAAGAUGGCCUUAUAGAUUUACCAAGAUGUCUGUCUGUCCGUCCG
This is a messenger RNA of Folsomia candida, 473 nucleotides long. RefSeq names its product protein PET100 homolog, mitochondrial-like. Gene Ontology annotation, biological process: mitochondrial respiratory chain complex IV assembly. Gene Ontology annotation, cellular component: mitochondrion; mitochondrial inner membrane. NCBI's taxonomy places the organism in Eukaryota, Metazoa, Arthropoda, Collembola, Entomobryomorpha, Isotomidae. The transcript is spliced from 3 exons. Bases 178 to 444 code for a protein of 88 amino acids. The record is from RefSeq and is a predicted model, not a curated record.